CUGAGAAUACGGCGUGAUAGCUCUGAUUCUUCUCUGCACCCUCUUUUUCAUGGUUUCAUCUUUGCCUAGUUUGCUUCUAACAAUCUGAGCCCUGCUACCAACUAUAAUAGCAGACGGCAGAGUCAACAGAAUCUCGCUGCUCCCGUUGUGAGCAUCACCCCCAGAGGUUGACCCUACGCAGGAGAGACUAGAUCAAAAUGCCACGCAAGGCAAUUGAUUCGCGCAUUCCCGCGCUCAUUCGGAAUAAUGUGCAGGAGAAGAAAAGAAGUUUCUUCGUGGUCGUUGGCGACCGCGCCAAGGAUGUGAUUGUCAACCUGCACUACAUUAUGUCCAGCGUCGAUGUCAAGCAGAAUAAAUCGGUCCUCUGGGCAUACAAGAAAGACCUCCUCGGAUUCACAAGCCAUCGGAAGAAGCGCGAGGCGAAGAUCAAGAAGGAAGUCAAACGAGGAAUCAGAGAACCUAACCAGGAGGAUCCUUUCGAGCUGUUCAUCACCCUCAACCAGAUCCGAUAUGUGUACUACAAAGAGACGGAGAAGAUUCUGGGUAAUACCUACGGAAUGUGCAUUCUUCAAGAUUUCGAAGCUAUUACGCCGAACCUGCUUGCCCGUACCAUCGAGACCGUGGAAGGAGGUGGUAUUGUGUUGCUGCUGCUCAAGGGAAUGAAGAGCUUGAAGCAGCUCUACACUUUGUCGAUGGAUAUUCAUUCGAGAUAUAGGACCGAAGCGCAUGAUGAUGUGGUCGCCCGCUUCAACGAGCGCUUUAUCCUUUCUCUUGGCAGCUGUGAUUCAUGCUUGGUGGUCGAUGAUGAGUUGAAUGUCCUUCCAAUCUCUGGUGGGAAGAACGUGAAGCCUCUCCCACCGCCAGAGACCCUUGACGAGAACACAGGCACAAAGAAAGAAUUGAAAGAGAUCAAGGAUAGCUUAGCAGACACUCAGCCGGUGGGCUCUUUGGUCAGUCUAGCUCGCACUGUUGACCAGGCAAAGGCGCUGUUGACCUUCGUCGAUGUGAUCGCUGAGAAGACCCUCCGCAGCACCGUCACCUUGACCGCUGCUAGAGGUCGGGGAAAGUCGGCAGCUCUUGGUGUUGCCAUCGCAGCAGCGGUUGCUCACGGAUACAGUAACAUUUUCAUCACCUCCCCUAGCCCGGAGAACUUGAAGACCCUGUUUGAAUUCAUUUUCAAAGGGUUUGAUGCUCUUGGAUACCUCGAUCACGUUGAUUACACCAUCCUUCAAUCCACCAACCCCGACUUCAAUAAGGCUAUUGUGAGAGUCAACAUCCAUCGCCAGCAUCGUCAGACCAUUCAAUAUAUUCAGCCCCAGGAUGCUCAUGUUCUCGGCCAGGCGGAACUUCUAGUCAUUGAUGAGGCAGCAGCCAUCCCUCUGCCCCUGGUGCGCAAACUGAUGGGUCCAUACCUGGUAUUCAUGGCCUCCACUAUCAAUGGUUACGAAGGUACUGGUCGGUCGCUCUCUUUAAAGCUGAUCCAGCAGCUUCGGGAGCAGUCCAGGGGUGGUCUGAAGGCCAGCGGUCAGGACGAUACAGAUAUCGCUGAUAGAGCCACUGGCAAGGCUGCCAAGGGCGCAGAGAAGAACUUGGGUGGACGCUCGCUCAGAGAGAUUACUUUGUCGGAACCUAUCCGUUACGCCCCUGGGGAUUCAGUGGAGAAGUGGCUAAACAAAGUCCUGUGCCUGGAUGCGACGCUGCCAAAGUCCAAGAUCAACACACAGGGCUGCCCGCACCCGUCACAAUGCCAACUCCUGCAAGUCAAUCGAGACACAUUAUUCUCUUUCCACCCGGUCUCUGAAAAGUUCCUGCAGCAGAUGAUGGCAUUGUACGUUGCCAGCCACUAUAAGAACACUCCUAACGAUCUCCAACUGAUGAGCGAUGCGCCUGCGCAUCAGCUCUUCGACGCUACCAAGCUUCCUGAGCCUCUCUGCGUGAUUCAAGUUGCUCUGGAGGGUCGUAUCAGCAGACAAAGUGUUCUGAACAGCUUGAGCCGUGGCCAACGUGCCGGUGGCGACUUGAUCCCCUGGCUUGUCAGCCAGCAGUACCAGGAUGAGGACUUUGCCAGUCUCUCCGGCGCCCGAAUUGUGCGCAUUGCAACCAACCCAGAAUAUAUGAACAUGGGUUAUGGAUCACGCGCUCUGGAGCUCCUGGUUGAUUUCUACGAGGGCAAGUUUACGGAUCUCUCCGAGAAAGUUCCUGGCGCGCAGGAAGAGAUGGUCAGGGUCACUGAUGAAGAGCUCGCCAACUCAUCUCUCCUUGAUGACAACAUCCAUCUCUCUGAGCGUCGUCCAGAUGAGCUGGACUACGUCGGCGUCAGUUACGGUUUGACACCCCCUCUUCACAAGUUCUGGAAACGCUCUUCAUUCGUUCCUGUCUACCUUCGCCAGACUCCAAACGAAUUGACCGGUGAACAUUCUUGUGUGAUGCUGCGCACACUCGCCUCCGCAGCCAGCGACGCUAGCUGGCUCGGAGAGUUCGCUCGCGACUUCCACAAGCGGUUCGUAGCUUUGCUCUCCUACCAAUUCCGAGAAUUCCCCUCUGUUCUCUCACUCAGCAUCUGCGAAUCCGCCACGGCGGGCGCUAAGCUCGACACUUCGUACACCCCCUCUUUGCUCAAGAAGAGCGAUCUCGACGCGGCCUUCUCCCCCUUCGACCUCAAGCGCCUUGACAGCUACGCAAACAACCUGCUGGACUACCACGUCAUCCUAGAUAUGGUCCCCACCAUUGCGGAGUACUACUUCUCCGGCCGCCUGAGCGGCAAGGUCAACCUUUCCGGCGUCCAGCAGUCCAUCCUGCUCGCCAUCGGCCUACAGCGCAAGAACCUCGAUGACGUCGAGAAGGAACUGAACCUGCCCUCAUCACAGCUUCUGGCCAUGUUCCUGAAGAUCGUCCGCAAGAUGUCCACUCACUUCCGCGGCUUGGUCGAGGGCGCCGUCGCGGAGACGCUCCCCGCCGAGAAGGUGCCCGUUGCGCAGUCCUCGGCAGAUGCGCACGACGAGGUUGUCGACGAGCGGUUCAAGCCCCUCGACACAGGUCUGGAAGAUGAGCUGCGCGAGGGCGGCCAGCAGGUCGACGAAGAGCUGAGGGAGAAGCAGAGAGCCUUGAUAGAUUCUCUGCCUCUGGACAACCUCCAGAUACGAGAUCGAUAACGGCACCGCCGCGUGGGAGGAAGCCGAGAAGCAGAUCCGCAGCGGAGGCGCCUCAACUGUCAGCAUCAAGACCUCGAAACCCAGCAAGCGGAAGAAGGGCGAGACUGCGCGAGAGAUCUAUGACCAGGAGAUCGAGUCGAAAAGACAGAAGAUCAUCAAGAAGGGAACCGAAGGGCGAAAGAAGGCAUGAAGUAUUCAUCUGAACCUGAAUCAUUCCAGUCUUGCAUGAAAGAACGGUGUUAUGGUAUUCUCUUGCGAAGAGGUUUUACGUUUCUGUAUAUAUGCUUUGUAUAUCCCAAAAAGUUUGAAUAGAGGCUUUGCAUCGCAUACUCUC
Aspergillus novofumigatus IBT 16806 is the source of this 3486-nucleotide messenger RNA. Its product is annotated as ribosome biosynthesis protein KRE33. The transcript is spliced from 4 exons. Gene Ontology annotation, cellular component: 90S preribosome; nucleolus. Gene Ontology annotation, molecular function: 18S rRNA cytidine N-acetyltransferase activity; ATP binding; tRNA binding. Bases 198 to 3152 code for a protein of 984 amino acids. The record is from RefSeq and is a predicted model, not a curated record. Gene Ontology annotation, biological process: rRNA acetylation involved in maturation of SSU-rRNA. NCBI's taxonomy places the organism in Eukaryota, Fungi, Ascomycota, Eurotiomycetes, Eurotiales, Aspergillaceae.